AUGGGAAACUCUGCGGAGACUCUGAAUGAGAAGAGGGACGAGGUGGACGUUAUGGCGAACGACCCGGAUUUUAAAGCUGUCGAGGAGGGCGACCAGGUGCCGAUAGACAAACCAAAGGAACAACAAGCGAAUGGACAGGAUCCGUUUCUAGUGCUUUGGGAGGGCCAUGGAGAUCCAGGGUGCCCAAAGGGCAUGAAAAAGAGAACCAAAUGGAUUAUUACGCUCAUUGUGGCGGCGGGUGCGUUUAAUACCACGUGUGCAAGUUCCAUAUAUACCUCCACGUACAGCCAAAUAGAAAAGGAAUUUGGCAGCUCGCACGAACUCGCAAUCGCUGGCCUAUCACUCUUCGUCAUGGGACUUGGUGUAGGACCAAUGUUCCUGGCUCCGCUCAGCGAGUUCUACGGCCGACGUCCGAUAUACAUAAUUUCUUUCGCUUGCUAUAUUCUUUUUCUCAUCCCCUGCGCAGCAGCGCAGAAUAUCACUACGCUUCUUGUUGGCCGCUUCUUGGAUGGCGUGGCAGGAAGUGCGUUUUUGAGCGUUGCAGGUGGUACCGUUGGCGACAUGUUUGAAGGGGGCGACCUAGGCCUGCCUAUGAUGGUUUACACCGCUUCACCUUUCAUCGGACCCGAGGUGGGACCGCUGAUCGGUGGGUUUAUCAACGAAAAUACCAAUUGGCGCUGGACUUGGUAUGUCAUGAUUAUAUGGUCUUUUGUGCAGUGGAUUCUAUUAUGCUUGAUCCCCGAGACCUAUAACCCGAUUCUGCUGCAGCGCAAGGCAGCCAAAAUCCGCAGGGAGACAGGAGACGACAGGUAUUAUGCACCGUACGACAAGCGGACGGACGGCAUUCUCAAGACCGUGCUGGCUUUCGGGUUCAUCUUUAGGGGCACAUACGGCUUUACCCUGUCGCAACUCGGGUUGUCGUUCUUGGGGUUGUUCGUCGGAAUGCUGAUGGGUGUGAUGACCGAUCCGAUUUGGAGACGGACAUAUGCGAAUCUAGUGGCUAAAAGGGGGGAAUCAAUACCAGAGUUUCGACUAACGCCAGGAAUAUUAGGAGGGGUUUUGGUGCCUGUGGGGAUGUUUUGGUUUGGUUGGACGACAUAUAAGAGUGUUCAUUGGAUUGUUCCGAUUAUCGGGAGUACGGUUUUCGGAAUGGGAACGCUUCUGGUUUACUCUGCUGUCUUUGCAUUCUUAGUAGAUUGUUAUCCACUUUACGCGGCCAGUGCUAUGGCGGCGAAUAGCUUCUCCCGCAGUUGUUUUGCGGCCGGUUUCCCCCUGUUCUCUACACAGAUGUAUCAAACCCUUGGAGCACAAUAUGCCACAUUGAUACUAGCAUUAUUGACGGUUUUGAUGGCGCCCUUCCCGUUCCUUUUCUUUAAAUAUGGAGAAAAGUUGAGGAAACAUAGCCGAUAUGCGAAGAGUCCGUAG
Messenger RNA from Orbilia oligospora ATCC 24927, 1425 nucleotides. RefSeq lists its product as uncharacterized. The record is from RefSeq and is a predicted model, not a curated record. Gene Ontology annotation, molecular function: transmembrane transporter activity. Gene Ontology annotation, cellular component: membrane. The transcript has 5 exons. Bases 1 to 1425 code for a protein of 474 amino acids. Gene Ontology annotation, biological process: transmembrane transport. Lineage: Eukaryota; Fungi; Ascomycota; Orbiliomycetes; Orbiliales; Orbiliaceae.